Molecule: messenger RNA, 1224 nt
Organism: Ostrea edulis (European flat oyster)
Lineage: Eukaryota; Metazoa; Mollusca; Bivalvia; Ostreida; Ostreidae
Exons: 3
Coding region: 1-1224 (407 amino acids)
Source: RefSeq, a predicted model, not a curated record
AUGGCUUCAAAACAUCUGGUACCCGAACAGCAAAACUUUGUUCGACUAUCUUUUGCCUGUUUGGAUGAAAUUCGAGUAAUGCUGGGAGACAUUCUACACUGCCAGAUACCACCAGAAGAUCUCUUCAAGAAAAUCCAAGCUACCACGACAUUGUUAAUCGGAAACCAAAAGCUCAGUCCAGAACAAUUAAAACUUUGUUAUAAUCCUUGUCCUUUUGUCCCAGAUUAUCAAUGUUUUGAUAUCAGCUUACUGUACAAGCUCAUCCGGAACCUGUGUCAAACAUUACAACCUUCACAAGGAUGGGGACAAAAACCCCGCAAGACAGACAUCAAAAUCGGAGAUGAUAUUGAACGUCUCAGAUUAUUUAGAAAUGAGAUGGUUGGACAUGCGGGGUCUUCCUAUGUACCUGAUGGUAUAUUUGCUUCCAAGUGGAGUGAGCUUGAAAAUAUUUUUAAGAGGAUACAGGGAUUUUUAUCAUUAAACGGAAUCACAAAAAAUUUCCUGGAACAACUUGUAUGUCUCAAAAGAACCAACUUUGGUUGGCAGGAUCACGAAAAGAGCGAAAUGCGCUUGAUGUUCGAUCACGAAAAGAGCGAAAUGCGCUUGAUGUUCGAACGUAUUAAGCUUACAGAUACACCAAAACUAACAGUACAAGGUGAUGAACAAAAGGUAUGGGGAGAAAAGGUAUGUUUUAUGACAAGGUAUGAAGAUGGCGAUACAUCAAAUAACUGGCCUAUCACGUGGCAAAAGAUUAGAGGAAACACAAUAAAACAGCUAGACAUAAGUACAGAGAGGUACAGAGGUAGCUCCAGUCAACAACUGGUGAUCUCAAGGGUUAGCAAAGAUGAUCAGGGAGAAUAUCGUGCCACUGUAUUACGUGAGGAGAAGGGAACGCACAUCCUAAUCCCUAGUAACACCAUCUACCUUACGGUGACAGGAGAUUUACCGAUUUUGGAGAUAGAAAAUGCAAUCGAUGAAGGAGACAUAAUAACGAUUCAUUACUGCGUUUAUGACAACGAUCAAUCACCAGCUGUGCAUAAUAUUGUGUGGACCAACAACGGAAAAUCUUUAGAGACAAAUGCAGCUAAGUACAGCGGUGAACGAUUAAUGGAUACAUACUUAACGAUACACUCUCCAACAUUGACUGACAUUGGGCAGUACAGUUGUGAAGUUUCCAACGCCGUGGGAUCCGUCACGAAGUUCAUAGAUCUGCGUAAGAUAUAA